Molecule: messenger RNA, 1722 nt
Organism: Dreissena polymorpha
Lineage: Eukaryota; Metazoa; Mollusca; Bivalvia; Myida; Dreissenidae
Product: aquaporin-4-like
Exons: 4
Coding region: 362-1201 (279 amino acids)
Biological process (GO): transmembrane transport
Cellular component (GO): plasma membrane
Molecular function (GO): water channel activity
Source: RefSeq, a predicted model, not a curated record
AGAUUGCUGGACAAUGUUACGUUGACAUCUAUUAUUCAUAAUUUUUCGUUUUCAUAUGUCGGUUUUAUAAACCGAUUGUGACAGUUGUGAAAAAGGAUUCACACGUAUAUAAAUUAACCGAUUGUGAUAGAUUUACCACAAACGUUGUUUAUUUAAGUACUUUGAUAUAUAUAUAUAUGUGCAUUAAGCGCACUCAAAGUACUUUAGUUUAAGAGGUCGGAUCAGGAAAACAGAGUACCAGUAGAAAGGCGGACGUUCGACGUAUACGUUGAUUCUACAUUUGUCUCGGUCUGUGUAAGAAACUCUUCAGUGGCACGCGUAAGUCCUCGAUUGUAAAACAGCGAAAAUAGCUCUGUGCAGAAUGAAGACAAGUUUGGAUGAUGUUCGUACCUUACUCUUUUGGAAGGCGGUUUUCGCAGAAUUUUUAGGAACUUUCAUUCUCGUGGUUGUCGGUAUUGGGUCAACAGUGCAAGGCUGGACAGCUGACCCAUUGGACAUUGUUCAGAUCGCCCUGUCAUUCGGGCUUGGCGUCGCCACCAGUGUGUGGAUCAUUGGCCACAUCAGCGGCGGCCACAUUAACCCGGCCGUCACAUGUGCCAUGCUCAUCACAAGGCGCGUCAGCCUCAUCCGCGCCAUCCUCUUCAUCGUCGCUCAAUCCAUUGGCUCCAUCGCCGGCGCCGGAAUCCUGAAGGCGUUGACGCCCGACUUCCAGAUUGGCGGAUUGGGAACGACCACCCUCAACACCGGUGUCACUAUUGCUCAAGGUUUCGGGAUCGAGCUUGUGAUCACAAUGGUGCUUAUACUGACGGUGUUCGCCGCCUGUGACAGCAAGAGGACGGACCUCGGCGGCAGUUUCCCACUUACCAUUGGCUUUGCUGUUACUAUCGGCCAUCUUUGGGCGGUGGAGUAUACUGGGUCCAGCAUGAACCCCGCCAGAAGCCUGGGACCAGCAGUCAUCAUGGAUAUCUGGACUGACCACUGGAUCUACUGGGUUGGACCAAUCACCGGAGGGUUGCUGGGAGGGCUACUAUACGACAACCUCCUGGCCUCAAACGCGUCCCUUAGGAAGGCACGUGACCUCCUUAUGGCGUCGCAUUUCGAUGACGGGAAAUACCCGGAGCAGAAACCCAACAUCCGGGUUAUUGACACCGAACAGGGAGAAAAAGGCGAUGGUGAAGUAUUGAUAAGUAACUCCUUUUGACGGCAUCUUUUGACGUCGUAGACCGUUUUAAAGAGUUUUAUCAAGUUGCCGUUUUAUUUUAGAGUUUGUUAUGCUCGCAAAGUGUAUAAUGCAUAAAAUGCCAAUUUUUUGUUUGAAAUUAAAAUAGUUGACUGUUUCUGCGUCUGAUAUAGUAUCUGGUCAACAUUUGGUAGCUGUCAAUUUCGUUUAAUUGAAUUGUUCUGUUGUUUUUUUCUGUGCGCCGUGUUUGUCUUUGUUUAUAUUUGGUUUACAUUCGGACGUGCUUGCAGUACUGUUAUUAACACGACAGAGUUAUAUAUUUUUUAUCAUGAUAAUGAUGAUUUUGUUUCCAUGAUAUUCAGAAACACUUGUUGAUUUUUUUGAAAAGUUUCCUGAUGUUUUUAUAUUUAUAGUGUGUGGAUGUUUUUGUAAUCGUGAAGCUUUAGUGUAUUUUAGUCAUAUGUUGAUACUAGAGGGCAUGUAUUGUGUUUACGACAUUGCCAUGACAUUGAUGUAUUAUGUGAACCAUAAACGUUUUUAAG